CGUUUCUCUUUCCCUCUCGUCUCACCCUUCGCGUUUUCUCUCUCUACUCUACCUCUUCAUUUUUCUAUUUUCUCUCUCUACUUUUCUCUUUUAUAUAUCUUCUCAUCAACCAAACACUUUUUCUCUCUCCUCCCUUAUUAUUAUUAUUAUUAUUAUAAUAGGCAAAGGCAGAGGCUAAGCCAACUGCUCUGCUCGCUAUUGUAAGCCCAAAGACAGCAUCUCGUUGCUUAGAUUUUCUAUGUCCCUUUAAAAUCUGAAACCAUUAUUAACCAAUGGACCAACACCAAGAAUCUAACCAGAACAGAAAACGUCCCCUCGACGACCCAGACUGUGACUCGCCCGAGUCUAAACUCAUCCGGGUUGCUUCCAAAUGUAAUUCGACUGAUCUCGGUGAAACUCACCUGGAUUCGGACGAUUCCGGUUUGAAAUCGUGUAAUAAUGGUGUUACUCUUGUUGACUCUGGUGUUAACUCGUCGGAUGCUAAGUGGAUCCAAGACGAUUUGCUUAACAUUCUUGAUGAGUCGGAUGAGUCAACUAUUCAAGGCCUUGACUCGUUGAUUAAAAGCUUUGAAGAAGAAAUCCUCGUUCCGGUUCCCGGUGCGGUUAUGGCGUAUGUAGCGGCUGGCGGAGGUGAGUGCCAGCCGGAUCUCGGCUACCUUCUGGAAGCCUCGGACGAUGAGCUUGGCUUGCCGCCGACGUUUUCCAGCGAGGAAAAGAACGGGGAAGUAGAUUUGGCUGCUGAAACGAGCGCAUCUAGCGCUGCAGGUUUCGGCGAAAUGUUAGGGCUCGAGGAAGAGAUACCGAGUUAUGACACGUUUGAGUUAGGACUAGCGGGUGCCUCGGGUGGCAACAGUUAUAACGGUAGCUAUAAUGAUAGCGGAGAUUUUGUGGCGUUAGGUGGUUUGUUUGACUGCUCGGAAGAAAACUAUGCUCCGGCAACCGAAGUAUCGGGUGUGCAGUGGCAGCCUGAGUCGCUUUCUGCCUUGUAGAAGAAAAAGUUGCUUGAUAUAUCCCGGAGUUUUGGCGGUUAACGAGACGUUUCGUACAAAUUCAUUGUCCACAGUGGUAGGUUGUAAAUUUGGAAGGCAGUAAAGGAAAUUGAAAGCGGAAAAAUUUUAUAUGUUA
Molecule: messenger RNA, 1125 nt
Organism: Hevea brasiliensis (rubber tree)
Lineage: Eukaryota; Viridiplantae; Streptophyta; Magnoliopsida; Malpighiales; Euphorbiaceae
Exons: 1
Coding region: 273-989 (238 amino acids)
Source: RefSeq, a predicted model, not a curated record